Aureobasidium pullulans EXF-150 is the source of this 1320-nucleotide messenger RNA. RefSeq lists its product as uncharacterized. The record is from RefSeq and is a predicted model, not a curated record. Lineage: Eukaryota; Fungi; Ascomycota; Dothideomycetes; Dothideales; Saccotheciaceae. Bases 1 to 1320 code for a protein of 439 amino acids. The transcript has a single exon.
AUGACUGUAUACUCGUACUCGAUAGCCUCGAGCUAUCCCUUUCCGGACCAACAGUCGGGAGGUUUACACAGCAAUAUAUUCCGUCCACCUCGCACGCCAGGGAUGUCGCAUCUCGACACGAUGGGAUUCGCAGCCACGCCAUCACAAGACAAACCCGCAUUAACCAGGAAGCGAUCACGCGCAAACUCCAACAAGGCAAACACCUCGGCUCCAUUGAGCUAUCCAUCCAGAGAUGCUUGGACCUCCCAGGCAAUGAGUCCAGCACCACUGGCGAACGAACUCUACACACUGGACUACAAGUUCGACACACCAACUCUAGCCGCAGCUUCGCGACACGACGACUUUGCUGGAGAAAGAGACUUUCGCUGGAAAUGGGAUACUUCUGAUCUAUCGCCUGAGCAAGAGGUUGCACACAUGCCCGGUUUGUUGUCAAGAGAGAGGAAUGGAAAGGGCAGGACAGUCAGCUACACCAGCAUGGCUAGCGCCAGCGAUGGAGCAGAACCAAGAGGCUGGGGAGGAUUUGCCAUGAAGCUGGUAGGGGGUGUUGUAGGAAAAGUGUGGCACUUCUGCCGUGAAAAGGCCUUCAGUGGCUUCUACGCUGGUGGCGGACAAGGCUAUGGUUUCGCACAUGCCACUCAACCUCCAACCCCACUGCCUGGACAAUAUCCGACUAACGACUUCUUCGGCGACUUUGAACAAGACAACACUCCUGAACGUUCAAACAAGCGACAACACACAGAAUCAGGCUGGGUCAUGGUCGACUCCAACCCAGACGCCCCUAGACCUUCCAACCGCAAGACUUCCUCAGAGGAUCUCACACAUCUCGGCGCCACAAGAGCAAGUAGCCGUCGCGCUCUAAGCUCAGUCACCCGUCGCGGCCCCUCACGUCAAACCUCAUACACCGGUUCUCCCCAAGCGCAAUCCCGUCUCGAUGUCUUCAGCCAAGCCUUCACCGACCACUCCAUCUCCACCUCCACCGCCUCCACAGCAUCAACCCGCUCAACCGCCCCUUUCCGUCCCGCAGUAGGCAUUCACCGCUCCCCCGUAGCCUCCCCCAUCCGCACAAGCUUUGGACCAGACCGUCGAGCCAGCCUCGCCAGCAGUGCGAACGGCGAAACCCUUAGCCCAGACGCCCAACGCUUCCUCCACCGCAAAGAACGACAGGAACGCGAUGCAGACAAGAGUAUGCGCAAAAUGAGCCGUCAGAUUGAAGAUUUGAUCCGUCAGGGGCAAGUUGCUCUUGGCACCAAGUUUGAAGUCGAGUCUGACGAUACCGAUUAUGCUGAUGACAAUGAUGAUUGGGAAGAUGCUCGUAGAUGA